UUUGAUUUUGUAAUAUAAGAGAUUAACAUAAUUUCGAUAUCUUUUGAUCUCAUCCACCGAUGUAACUCGAUCUAUACUUCAAAUUAUAAAUAGAGAGCCUCCCUCACCCAUGCGACCAAUUUUGACAUUUAACCCUAAAUUUUUGUAUCUCUAGCAGCUUCCUAUCGCAGGGGGUCGCGCCGGUGUAGUUUUCUUAUCUUAUGGCGAUGUGUGUCGAAGACAGGAUCAGUAAUCUUCCGGAUCAUAUUCGUUGUUAUAUUUUGUCAUUCCUUCCCAUUCAAGAAGCAGUUCGAACCUCCGUUAUUUCAACCAAGUGGAGAAACCUCUUUGCUUCAAUUUCUACCGUUGACUUUGAUACUUAUUUACUGUGUCGUUUGACGGACGGAAACGUUGAAAGCUUCAAGAACUUUGUUGAUAGGUUGCUGAAAUUCCCCGAUCAACUAAGUUUAGAUUGCUUUAGGCUACGUGGUGAUGAAUUUGAUUCAUGGAAUGACGAAGGUCAUGGUUUUGAUGUUUCUGGUUGGAUAUGUGCUGCAGUGUGCCAUGGUGUCAAGGAAAUUGAUUUGUACUUAGAUAAUUUUUGUCAUACUUUACCACCUCUUUUAUUCACUUGCCACUCACUGCUGACACUGACAUUGGUGUUGUUCCAAUAGGGUCAGAAGCGUGUAAAUUAUUGUACUAAAAAAUUUCACAAAGUUCAAUUCCCAGGGAAGAGAGGUGGAUCACAAGGAUCUCUUAAAUACCAAGUCUUUCCUUAGUCAGAAUAUUCCUUCUAACGUAAUUUAAUAGCACAAUUAAAUACUACUAUUAUACCCUCAAAUAUUGAAAGAAGAAUAGGACAAAAAGAACACAAGAGUUUUAACGAGGUUCGGUAAAUUAUACCUACGUCCUCGGGCACUAACACCAGAUGAUAACUUUACUAUCUCUGAAAUAUUACAAACAAAUAGAAUUCCUUAAGAAUUCUCAAAUGGGAGAAGAGAGAAAACUAAGAGAGAAAGAUUGGUUGGGAUGGUUGAAAUGAGAAAUGGUUAGGCCUAUUUAUAGUUGAGGUUCAGGGACUAACUUGCAAAUGGCCUAAAAAAUUAGGGACCAAAAUUGCAAUUAUCCCAUUCAAC
Molecule: messenger RNA, 1115 nt
Organism: Gossypium arboreum
Lineage: Eukaryota; Viridiplantae; Streptophyta; Magnoliopsida; Malvales; Malvaceae
Product: F-box protein At1g19070-like
Exons: 1
Coding region: 201-653 (150 amino acids)
Molecular function (GO): protein binding
Source: RefSeq, a predicted model, not a curated record